AUGAGGCACCAAACAGGAAGUGUUGGAGAAGCAUUUGCUAGGCAUGAAGAAAAUCAGCAAUCACCGAACAUGGUCAAACAAUGGAGGGCAGCACUAAGAGAAGUUGCAGAUCUAGCAGGGAAGGUCUUACAAAACCAAGCUAAUGGGUACGAGUCAAAGUUUGUCAAGCAAAUUGUUAAAGUGGUUGACGAAAAACUAAGUCACAUGCGCACACCCUUUAUAGUUGCAUCCUACCCGAUUGGAAUCAAUUCUCGAGUCAAAUAUAUUAAUUCAUGGUUAAAUGAUGGAUCAGCUGAUGUUGGUAUAAUUUUAGUUAAUGGGAUUGGCGGAAUUGGAAAGACUACCAUUGUGAAAUUUGUUUAUAAUUUGAACUUAGAAAAUUUGAAGGAAGUUGUUUCCUUGAAGAUGUCAGAGAAACUUCAAGACAACCCAAUGGUUUAG
Prunus armeniaca (apricot) is the source of this 441-nucleotide messenger RNA. The record is from the annotation of a GenBank genome assembly. NCBI's taxonomy places the organism in Eukaryota, Viridiplantae, Streptophyta, Magnoliopsida, Rosales, Rosaceae.